ACAGGCCCGAACAUUCUCUAAGACCCGCCGAAAGCCCUUCAUUCGUCUCUGUAUGCUUCAGCUUCAGAUUACGAGUCUCCUGCUUUUUAAUCACAAGUUUUGUUGUUUUUCUUCGUCACUCCGCCGAAUGAACAAGGGGAAGACCCCUCAACGUCUCAACAAGUUAACACACCUAUCAAAUCCCACAAAAACCAUCGAAAAUUCCAUUAAAGUCAAACGGAAACCAAAACGAAAGAAUAAUUCAAAGUUUCAAGCAAAUGGAGGAAUGAUACCUCCAGCAUCGCAAUCCCCAUCGUCUUUAUGCUACGACAAAUGGGCAAUCUUGGGUCCUGAUUUCUACCAAAUUGAUGCCCUUGAACUUGCCCCACGUUUGCUGGGCAAGUUUCUCAAGAAAGAUGACGUUGUACUUCAGAUAACCGAGGUGGAAGCUUAUAGGCCCAAUGAUUCAGCUUGCCACGCCCGAUUUGGUAUUACAUCAAGGACUGCCCCUGUUUUUGGACCAGGAGGACACACAUACAUUUAUCUUUGCUAUGGUCUCCAUACCAUGCUUAAUGUUGUGGCAGAUAAGGAAGGGGUUGGAGCUGCUGUCCUCAUUCGUUCAUGUGCUCCUGUUAGUGGAUUGGAAACAAUUCAGCAGCGUCGUGGUUUAAAAACGGAGAAGCCGGUUCUCCUAACAGGGCCUGGAAAGGUUGGACAAGCAUUAGGAAUUUCGACCGAGUGGUCUAACCAUCCUCUUUUUACACUUGGUGGCUUGGAACUCUUAGAUGGACCAGAGCCAGAAAAGAUACUAGUUGGUCCAAGAGUCGGAAUAGAGUACGCAUUACCCGAGCAUGUCACUGCAUUGUGGAGAUUCGCAAUGGCCGGAACUCCAUGGAUAAGUGCUCCUAAAAACACUCUCAGAGCUCCGUAACUUGGUAUUUAGAUAUUUGCUAAAUAUACUCGAUCACAACUUCUCUUAAUAUGUAAUUUGGUACUUUUUUUUAUCAUCUAUCAACCUGCAGGGCUGUAAACAUUCUCUAAGUUGUAAAGGUCACAAUUUUUGAAGAA
Molecule: messenger RNA, 1047 nt
Organism: Olea europaea var. sylvestris
Lineage: Eukaryota; Viridiplantae; Streptophyta; Magnoliopsida; Lamiales; Oleaceae
Product: DNA-3-methyladenine glycosylase
Exons: 7
Coding region: 53-910 (285 amino acids)
Biological process (GO): base-excision repair
Molecular function (GO): DNA binding; alkylbase DNA N-glycosylase activity
Source: RefSeq, a predicted model, not a curated record